CGGCAGCUGCAGUAAGUUGCACCGCAGCUAGAGCGCCGGGUGGUCAGUGGGAGGCGGAGCUCCACAGUUCCGUCCGAUUCAGCCGCAGCGUUUCUCCGCCGGGUGUCUCGCCGCAGCCUCCAGAGAGGAGUUGGACUCUCACUCCUGUCAGAAAAAUGUCUGCUCCAGCUCAGCCACCCACUGAAGGGACAGAAGGGACUGCCCCUGGUGGGGCUCCCCCUGGCCCUCCUCCUAACACGACCAGUAAUAGACGACUACAGCAAACCCAGGCACAGGUGGAGGAGGUGGUGGACAUCAUGCGUGUGAAUGUGGACAAGGUCCUGGAGAGGGACCAGAAACUAUCAGAACUGGAUGACCGAGCUGAUGCCUUACAGGCGGGAGCAUCGCAAUUUGAGAGUAGUGCUGCCAAGCUAAAGAGGAAGUAUUGGUGGAAAAACUGCAAGAUGAUGAUCAUGCUGGGAGCUAUCUGUGCCAUCAUCGUGGUAGUUAUUGUAAUCUACUUUUUUACUUGAGAAUGUGCCACCCCUUCCCUGUUCUCCAUUGCCAUUCAAGCUCAUGUCCUUCUCCCUCUGUUUGCUCUCUCAACAAACUUCCCCAUCUGCCUUUCUCCAUCCCAGCCCAGGCUUCUCCAUCAUCCAUUCUUCCUUUUUUGUUGCAUUCAUUUGCAUUCUGUCCCUCAAUACUAGAAAUGCUGCUCGUGGUACAGUCUUGAAGUCACUACCUAAAGAUCAAUAGCUGAUGCCUCCUUCCUUUCCCCUUCUCAUGUACUCUUAUGUUCCCCCAUACCCUAAAGGAGUUGGCUGCCAAGGGGAGGGAGAAUAACUGAGGUGAAGUGCCCAAGAAUCUGGUAAGGUUGUCGGGGAGAAGAAGGGUAUUGGUGUCCAUGAGUGUCUCCUAGAAAGGCCAGGUCUCUGGCAGGAGGGGACCAUGAAUAGUUGGGAAGUGGUGGCUUGCUCAGUGCUGCACUUGCUAGUUUUUCUCCUGUGCCAGGCCUUUAGAGAGCCCUGGGGUUCUGUCCAAAGGCCAAUCUGGUCCUAGUGCAGUACCCUUUUAGAAAUCAAAUCUGUUUUUUGCAGUUAUUGCUAAUCUUUCAGCCCAAGAUUUUCUAUGUCUUUCAGGAAUCUUAUAGUCUUUUACUUUGUUCCCUAUUAGCCUGGAAAACAAGCACUUGUUGAUUACAAAACUACCAGGAGACUCUCAUUUCCAUCCUAGAAGCAGACCUAUUUGCUUCUAACUGGAAGGAGCUGUCUCUCUUUGAUGUUUUCUGCAGCAUUCUAUAUUGUUCAUGAGGGCAUCAAAUAAUUGCAACUAGCCAGAGUUUGGUGCUUGUGAUUAAUUUUAAUUACUGGAAUAAAGAGAGAAUACCUGUUAUAGAGAAACAGUAAGUCAAGGGCCUAAUUUGAGAAUAACAGGCUUUCAGGAAGCCACUUCUUGCCCUCUCUUUAAAGAAGGUCCCGUUUCUCCCUUCCUGUUGAUAAAGAAAUGUGAGGCUGCUAGAGGUAAGGUCCUAGACUCCCAUAGAAUUCUUUUCUCCACACCAUCCCUGUGAGCCCUGGUUGAUUAUAAAGAUUUAGAGAAGUCCAGUAGAUCCACUAACUCAGUCUUGGAGUGGGAGGGUUGAGAGUCUGUGACAGGUGUAUUUUUAUAUUGUUAUACUAUCAUGGGCUCCUUGCGUCUGGAGCCACCUCUCUGUUCUUUCUGCAGUAUGCUCCCCUUCUGAACUGCCCUCACCCAUCUGAAUCCCACAUUGCUUCCUUUCUCCUCUUUGCUUGCUUUGUGUGCAUAGACAUUGGAACCUGAGGAUGGGAGCUGCUUAGCCUAUCUUGGGGACUACUGCUGAACUUCAGGAUAGCAUGUUACAUGGGAUAAAACUGAGGUGCUAGGGGAGGAGGGAAGGCUGGGAACAGGAAGGGGAAGACCCAUAGCAGUGUUUCCCUCUGUCCUCUGGUCCACAAUCAGAAAGAGUCUGAGGCCAUGCUGGGCUGGGUCUGAAUGCCCGCUUUCCAUGCAGCAGCAUUUCAUUGUGCAAAACCAUACUUCCUUUCUUUUUGCCCCCUUUCCCAUAUUUCCUUCGUCCUGCCUAGGGCAGGACUGAAGAGCUGGAAGAAAGCAGUCAGUGUACCCUCCCAGCGUCCCCCUCGAAGGUCUCCACUCUCCUCUGGGCUCCUCCUUGCCUAAUUCAGGGGGUCACCGCUGGAGAAGAACCACCACUGUCCAAGAUGUGUCCCCAAGCCUGGAGCAAAUUCGCCCUCUUGGCCUACCCAACCCUAUCAUGGGAAUUAUUUUCUGGGUUUCUGUCCCUCUUAAGGCUCACCAAGUAUAGUUGGCUUUGCUCUUUUGGGGGUAAUAUCCCUUCUUUCUUUCUCAUCCCACCCUGAAUCCUCUUCUGUGUCUUUGCUCUCCCACUUCCCUCCCACCACCCAUGUGCAUGAGCAAAUAUGCAACUAAACCCUGGGACUCUGCAGUCAAAUGAAGCCGAGUUUCCCACAUCCCUUUCUUCAGUUUGCCAUGAGAUGAUGUGGGGUUUCCACUGUGUGUCUGUCAUUACCUCUUUGUCUUUUUUCCAAACCCCAAUCUCAUACUUGUAUAGAGUAAUAACAGUUGUACUUCACCAAAGGCAUGUGGCAUAUUUACCAAUUUCAUGUAUUCUGAACAAAGGCAAAAAAUAUAACUAAUUCCUACCACUAAA
Molecule: messenger RNA, 2689 nt
Organism: Ictidomys tridecemlineatus (thirteen-lined ground squirrel)
Lineage: Eukaryota; Metazoa; Chordata; Mammalia; Rodentia; Sciuridae
Gene: Vamp1
Product: vesicle associated membrane protein 1
Biological process (GO): vesicle-mediated transport
Cellular component (GO): membrane
Source: RefSeq, a predicted model, not a curated record